AGCCCGUGCCCCACCCCAGAGCCAGCUGCAUCUCCGCACCCACGACAGCUCCCUGUACAAACAGCCCACGCCCCACCCCAUAGCCAGCCCCAUCUCCGCACUGGCGACGGGUCCCUGUACAAACAGCCCGCGCCCCACCCCAGAGCCAGCCGCAUCUCCGCACCAGCGACAGGUCCCUGUACAAACAGCCCGCGCCCCACCCCAGAGCCAGCCCCAUCUCCGCACCGGCGACGGGUCCCUGUACAAACAGCCCGUGCCCCACCCCAGAGCCAGCCGCAUCUCCGCACCCACGACAGCUCCCUGUACAAACAGCCCACGCCCCACCCCAUAGCCAGCCCCAUCUCCGCACUGGCGACGGGUCCCUGUACAAACAGCCCGCGCCCCACCCCAGAGCCAGCCGCAUCUCCGCACAGAUGACGGGUCCCUGUACAAACAGCCCGCGCCCCACCCCAGAGCCAGCCGCAUCUCCGCACAGACGACAGAUCCCUGUACAAACAGCCCGCGCCCCACCCCAGAGCCAGCCGCAUCUCCGCACCGGCGACGAGUCCCUGUACAAACAGCCCGCGCCCCACCCCAGAGCCAGCCGCAUCUCCGCACAGACGACAGGUCCCUGUACAAACAGCCCGUGCCCCACCCCAGAGCCAGCCGCAUCUCCGUACAGACGACAGGUCCCUGUACAAACAGCCCGCGCCCCACCCCAGAGCCAGCCGCAUCUCCGCACAGACGACGGGUCCCUGUACAAACAGCCCGCGCCCCACCCCAGAGCCAGCCGCAUCUCCGCACAGACGACGGGUCCCUGUACAAACAGCCCGCGCCCCACCCCAGAGCCAGCCGCAUCUCCGCACAGACGACGGGUCCCUGUACAAACAGCCCGCGCCCCACCCCAGAGCCAGCUGCAUCUCCGCACAGACGACGACGGGUCCCUGUACAAACAGCCCGCGCCCCACCCCAGAGCCAGCCGCAUCUCCGCACCGGCGACAGAUCCCUGUACAAACAGCACGCGCCCCACCCCAGAGCCAGCCGCAUCUCCGCACCGGCGACGGAUCCCUGUACAAACAGCCCGCGCCCCACCCCAGAGCCAGCUGCAUCUCCGCACAGACGACGAGUCCCUGUACAAACAGCCUGCGCCCCACCCCAGAGCCAGCCGCAUGUCCGCACCGGCGACGGAUCCCUGUACAAACAGCCUGCGCCCCACCCCAGAGCCAGCCGCAUCUCCGCACCGGCGACAGAUCCCUGUACAAACAGCCUGCGCCCCACCCCAGAGCCAGCCGCAUCUCCGCACCGGCGACGGAUCCCUGUACAAACAGCAUGCGCCCCACCCCAGAGCCAGCCGCAUCUCCGCACAGACGACGGGUCCCUGUACAAACAGCCCGCACCCCACCCCAGAGCCAGCCGCAUCUCCGCACCGGCGACAGAUCCCUGUACAAACAGCCUGCGCCCCACCCCAGAGCCAGCCGCAUCUCCGCACAGACAACAGAUCCCUGUACAAACAGCCUGCGCCCCACCCCAGAGCCAGCCGCAUCUCCGCACAGACGACAGAUCCCUGUACAAACAGCCUGCGCCCCACCCCAGAGCCAGCCGCAUCUCCGCACAGACGACGAGUCCCUGUACAAACAGACCCCCCCCACUCCAGAGCCAGCCGCAUCUCCCAAACCCAGCACUGA
Messenger RNA from Gopherus flavomarginatus (Mexican gopher tortoise), 1664 nucleotides. RefSeq lists its product as uncharacterized. NCBI's taxonomy places the organism in Eukaryota, Metazoa, Chordata, Testudines, Testudinidae. The transcript has 7 exons. The record is from RefSeq and is a predicted model, not a curated record. Bases 414 to 1664 code for a protein of 416 amino acids.